This is a messenger RNA of Orbilia oligospora ATCC 24927, 1935 nucleotides long. RefSeq lists its product as uncharacterized. The coding region runs from base 1 to 1935 and encodes 644 amino acids. Gene Ontology annotation, molecular function: monoacylglycerol lipase activity. The record is from RefSeq and is a predicted model, not a curated record. NCBI's taxonomy places the organism in Eukaryota, Fungi, Ascomycota, Orbiliomycetes, Orbiliales, Orbiliaceae. The transcript has 2 exons.
AUGAGAGUGAUCAGCCCGUCUGUCCCCCACCACUUUCAUUUGCUUUCGUCAUACCUUCUCCUGAUAGCUCCUUCCUUCUACCCCCAUAACUCACCCUCGAAGUCUGCUUCCUCUUCUUUUUCCUCCUCCCCCCCUCCAAGUCCUCUUCAGCCCUAUGCGCCUCUAGCUUCAAUACGGUCGUUACGCUCAGCUGCUGCAACUUUGAAGCGAAGACGUGGUAAUAGCGCUACCACUCCAGUAACAACACUAUCAACAAACCCUCGACGAUCCGGAUCCGCCUGUCGGAACUUGACGAAAAGGUCGUCCUCCAAACCCUUCGUCAGUAGGCGUAGCAGUAGUCCGCUUGCUAUUGUCUCCGUCGACAAAAAGCAGCCGUUCCGUUUACAUACGUGCAGUCGGCAUCACUCGUAUUCCACCUUAUCCAGCGUCACUGGCCUAACUCAGGAACUCAUUCGAAUAACAGCAUACCGACAUUCAUCGGCUACAAGUGCUAGAGCCAUGUCUAUGGGAAUGGAUCCACCCACAGGAGACCACCUCGUGGUCCUUGUUCAUGGUCUCUGGGGAAAUCCAACCCAUAUGGAAUACCUCGCCGAAUCCCUAAAGUCCCGCUACGACGACUCACAACUUAUCGUUCACGUCGCGGCUAGGAACAGCGGUAAUUAUACCUACGAUGGCAUAGAACUUGGUGGCGAACGACUAGCAGCAGAAAUCGAGGAGUUAUUGGAGGAUUUUGCGGAAAAAGGGGUUAUCAUCCGAAAAUUCAGCAUCGUGGGGUACUCCCUUGGCGGCCUUGUAUCCCGAUACGUUGUGGGUGUCCUGUACGCCAAGGGAAUUUUCAACAAGAUUACACCUGUGAACUUCACGACAUUUGCUUCUCCGCACUUGGGUGUUCGAACUCCGAAGCUCGGUUGGCACCAUCACAUCUGGAACGUCGUAGGCGCACGUACACUCUCCGCCUCGGGACGACAGCUUUUCACAAUUGAUAGUUUCCGUAACACUACCCGCCCGUUGCUCUCAAUCCUCGCCGAUAAGGAUUUGGCAUUUUGGAAGGGCCUGGCUUCGUUCAAGAACAAAGCUCUCUACGCCAAUAUUAUAAAUGACCGAUCUGUCACCUUCUUUACAUCCGGUAUUUCCAAAUUCGACCCUUAUGCCGACUUGGAUAUGGUAGAAUACAAGUAUCUCCCAGGAUACGGCAAUGUCUUAAUAGAUGACGAAGCCGGCGUAAAUUUUAAACAGGCUGCUGGGUCGGACGACGAGGAUCAUGUGGAGCCUGCUGCCAGUGCAAGCAUGAUUCAGAAGAAAAGAAGUUGGGGAACCAGCAUAGUCGGCUCAAUUCGAGAUUUCAUACGAGAUCUGCCAUUCGUAGCGUUAUAUACUGUGCUAGUCCCCGUGGGGUUCUGCCUAUUCCUAAUGAAUGCCGGUAUCCAAACAUACACUUCAAGCAAACGGAUCCGGCUACACUCCCAGAGCCUCAAAUACAACAUCCCGCUAGCCGUAGCCGAAGAAGUCCAAGAAGCUAUGGAUGUAAUGGUCGAAGGUCUAAACCACGCCCAGAAAGCUGACCAUCUACCACCCCGCCUCGACGAUGAAGAAUCACUUAGCCCUCGUCAACAGCCUUCAAUCUCCAAAGCAUCGCCACCUUCCACACUUAGAAGUGACGCGUCAACCAGCGAAGACAAUGAAAAUAUCACCGAGGGAAAACUCCGUCUAGAACCUACUCUCAGCAUGCCCGAAUUCCCCACGCUAGCACUAGCACAGCAUCAAUUCGAAAUGAUCGAUUCGCUCGAUGCGUUGGGGUUCAAAAAGUUCCCGGUCCAUAUUCAGAAGGUGAAGCAUAGCCACGCUGCGAUCAUAGUCAGGAAUCCAAAGAAUGAAGGGUUUAGUGAAGGAAAGAUGGUGGUGAAACACUGGCUAGAUCGACAAUUCGAGGUUUGA